AAACUUGUAUUAGAUGACUGUUUAUUGGCUGUUUGUCAGCCCUCUUCUCCGCCACUGCUCAGAGUUCAAAGUUGAAACAGAGCCGUUUGAUGGCUUCUACAUUUUUUAGAACCAUUCAAACACACCCUUUCUUGCUGCUCCAUCCAACUGCAGUUUUUAGAAGAAAGAAUGGUGUUCUGCGUUGCACAAUGAGAAGUACCCAAACCCAAACUCCUACCCAAGAGAAGCAGCAAUCUCCCCAAAUCAAGUUUUCACCACAAAACCCGAACAAAACAUUUUAUGAGAUACCAAAAGGUUAUGAGGCUAUUAUUGGUAUAGAGACCCAUGUCCAGCUAUCCACCCUCACCAAGGCCUUCUGUGGCUGUCCUUGCAAUUAUGGGUCUCAACCAAAUACGAGCAUUUGCCCAGUCUGUAUGGGAUUGCCUGGCGCCUUGCCAGUUUUGAACUCAAAAGUCAUUGAGUUUGCAGUGAAAUUGGGUCUUGCACUUAAUUGUAAGCUGUCCUUAAACUCAAAAUUUGAUAGGAAGCAAUACUUUUAUCCAGACCUUCCCAAGGGUUACCAAAUAUCUCAGUUUGAUAUGCCAAUUGCAACUGGCGGUUACAUUGAUUUGGAUCUUCCUGUUGAGUUUGGUGGUGGGCAUAGGAGGUUUGGUAUUACCAGGGUUCACAUGGAAGAGGAUGCGGGAAAGCUACUUCAUUCAGAAAAUGGGGACUACUCUCAGGAAAUUACUUCUCCAACUUUACAGUAUGUCUUCUGCUCAUUCAUGCUCAUUUUUCGUGGUUCAAUGGUUGAUCUAAAUAGAGCAGGGGUUCCCUUGCUUGAGAUUGUUUCUGAACCUGAUAUGAGAAAUGGAAUGGAAGCUGCUGAGUAUGCAGCAGAGUUACAGAGGUUGGUUCGAUACUUGGGAGUGAGCAAUGGAAAUAUGCAAGAAGGUUCACUUCGGUGUGAUGUAAAUGUAUCAAUUCGACCUGUGGAGCAAGAAAAGUUUGGAACAAAGGUUGAGAUAAAAAAUUUGAACUCAUUUUCAGCAGUUAACAGAGCCAUUGAUUUUGAGAUAUCAAGACAGGUGCUUCUUCAUAGUCAAGGCCAAGGAGAUCAAAUUGUACAGGAAACUCGUCUAUGGGAAGAAGGCAGCCAAGAAACAUUUACAAUGAGAAAAAAGGAAGGACUUGCUGAUUAUAGAUAUUUCCCAGAGCCAGACCUCCCAGAAGUUAUCCUCACCAAAGAAUAUGUUAAUAGCAUUCGUAAUACUUUGCCAGAGCUUCCAGAAAUGAAGCGUCGGAGGUAUGAGAAAAUGGACUUAAGCAUGCAAGAUGUCCUCUACCUAGCAAAUGACAUAAAUGUUGCAGAUUAUUUUGAUGCUACAAUCGCAAGGGGUGCUGAUGCAAAGCUGGUUGCCAAUUGGAUAAUGGGUGAUAUAGCUGCCUACAUGAAAAAUGAAAAGCUCUCUAUUAAUGAUGUCAAACUUAAACCAGAUGAGCUAGCCAAGCUUAUAGCUUCUAUUAAAAGUGGGACAAUUAGUGGAAAGAUUGGGAAAGAGAUACUGUUUGAGCUGCUGGCUAAAGGUGGAACUGUCAAGGGUUUGAUAGACGAAAAGGAUCUGGUUCAGAUAGUUGACCCUGUUGAGAUUGGGAAAAUGGUAGAUAAAGUGCUCUCUGAUAAUCUGAAGCAGCUAGAACAAUACCGUGGAGGAAAAACUAAACUGCAGGGUUUUUUCACUGGCCAGGUAAUGAAAAUUUCAAAAGGCAAAGCAAGUCCUGGGCUUCUAAACAAGAUCCUUCUGGAGAAACUAAAUGCCAAAAACUAAAAAUCUUAUGGAUGAGGUAGCUGAGGGCUGAUCCCACUUUCCUCCACAAGUAAACACAGGUAGUUCCCAACAAAUAGAGAUUUGCUGAGCAAUGAAGAAAAUUUCCUUUCUCCUAGUCUAAUGGGGUAUGAAUGAGAAAGGGGUCGAAAAUACUGAUUAGCGUUGCUCAAGUUCUGCCAAUAUAUACUGUUGACGGAUAGGAAUACACAUUAGUCAGCAAAAUGAAAUUAGUUGUAGACUUGGUAUUUGCUAUUAUUUUCCAAGUUAAUAAUCUCAACAGCCAAUUGUUAAAUGAAUUACUGGAUGUUAUUACCAUCUCUCUCCACUUCUGUUGCUAAAGCAGUGUGGAAGAGAUAAAAAAUCAUGGAUUCUGGCCUAAUAUCACAAGGUCACACAAAAAGGGCCACUCAAAAUAAUGAAGAGAUGGAGAUUAAGCAGAAGUUACGUUUAACACGUAUCUACUUUUUUUCUUCGAUUGAGAUUUAGGCCACUCAAAAUAAUGAAGAUUUAUGAGGAAAAUGCAAUGAAUGUUGAAAGCUAUAAGAAGUAUGGUUCAUUCUCCCUUGUAUUCCUAUUAACGAUGCUCUAUAGCCUAGCCCUGAAAAAGGUGUGUGCACACAGAACUGAAAAUAAGAUACUUUUUCACAU
Rubroshorea leprosula is the source of this 2456-nucleotide messenger RNA. NCBI's taxonomy places the organism in Eukaryota, Viridiplantae, Streptophyta, Magnoliopsida, Malvales, Dipterocarpaceae. The record is from the annotation of a GenBank genome assembly.